Molecule: messenger RNA, 1481 nt
Organism: Solea senegalensis (Senegalese sole)
Lineage: Eukaryota; Metazoa; Chordata; Actinopteri; Pleuronectiformes; Soleidae
Product: eukaryotic translation initiation factor 3 subunit E-A-like
Exons: 13
Coding region: 30-1367 (445 amino acids)
Biological process (GO): translational initiation
Cellular component (GO): cytoplasm; eukaryotic translation initiation factor 3 complex; nucleus
Molecular function (GO): translation initiation factor activity
Source: RefSeq, a predicted model, not a curated record
ACUUCCGCUUCCCUUUUCCCGGUGCAAAGAUGGCGGAGUACGACCUCACCACAAGAAUUGCUAAUUUUUUAGACCGUCAUCUCGUUUUUCCUCUGCUGGAGUUUCUGUCUGUGAAAGAGAUUUACAAUGAGGACGAGCUGCUUCAUGGAAAACUGGAUCUCCUCAGUGACACUAACAUGGUGGACUUUGCCAUGGAUGUGUACAGAAGCCUUUUUUCUGAAAAGGAAAUCCCCCAUACUCUGAGGGAGAAGAGGACAGAGGUGGUGGCUCAGCUGAAGCAGCUGCAGUCAGAGACGGAACCCAUAGUAAAAAUGUUUGAGGACCCAGAGACAACAAGGCAGAUGCAGUCCACCAGAGAUGGACGUAUGCUCUUUGACUAUUUGGCAGAAAAACAUAACUUUCGUCAGGAGUAUUUGGACACUCUAUACCGAUAUGCCAAGUUCCAGUACGAGUGUGGAAACUACUCUGGUGCAGCGGAGUACCUCUACUUCUUCCGUGUCUUGGUUCCAUCCACAGACAGGAAUGCCCUGAACUCUCUGUGGGGCAAGCUGGCCUCUGAGAUCCUGAUGCAGAACUGGGAGGCAGCCAUGGAGGACCUCACCCGCCUGAGAGAGACUAUCGAUAACAAUUCUGUCAGCUCUCCUCUCCAGUCUCUCCAGCAGAGGACAUGGCUCAUUCACUGGUCGCUCUUUGUUUUCUUCAACCACCCUAAGGGCAGAGACAAUAUCAUUGAGCUCUUUCUGUAUCAGCCACAAUACCUCAAUGCUAUCCAGACUAUGUGCCCCCACAUCUUGCGUUACCUGACCACAGCGGUCAUCACAAACAAGGAUGUCCGUAAGCGUCGGCAGGUUCUGAAGGAUUUGGUGAAGGUCAUACAGCAGGAAUCCUACACCUACAAAGACCCAAUUACGGAGUUUGUGGAGUGUCUGUACGUGAACUUUGACUUUGACAGUGCUCAGAAGAAACUCCGGGAGUGUGAGUCGGUUCUUGUGAAUGACUUCUUCCUGGUUGCUUGCCUGGAGGACUUUAUCGAGAAUGCCCGCCUCUUCAUCUUUGAGACCUUCUGCAGGAUUCACCAGUGCAUUAGCAUCAACAUGCUGGCAGACAAACUUAACAUGUCACCUGAGGAAGCUGAGAGAUGGAUUGUGAACCUCAUUCGCAACGCCAGGCUGGAUGCCAAGAUAGACUCCAAACUGGGUCACGUUGUCAUGGGGAACAACGCCGUAUCUCCAUACCAGCAGGUGAUCGAGAAGACCAAGAGCCUGUCAUUCCGCAGCCAAAUGUUGACAAUGAACAUUGAGAAGAAGCAGGCCAACAGCAACAGGACUGAGACACCAAGCUGGGCCGGUCAGGAGUCUGGAUUUUAGAGACACAGCAGAGAUGAAUCCACACAUCUUUUUUUUCCUCCACACUUGUCUCUCAAAAGGCUCUGUACUUGGUUUGAGUCAUCAUCAGUUCAAUAAAAUUGACCAAGAAAACCA